AUGAAGAUCACAAAACCUGCUCAAGGGUCCAGUCUCAACCUUUCCCAUGCACCCGUGGGCACACAGAUCAAUCUCCCUAAUGAACAGCCACAGCCUCCAGCUCAAGUGUCUAACUUCAACCCACAUCAGUGGCAGCACCACUUAGAUGCACACAACUACCCGACCCUGAGUAACUCAAACCCUCCAAGCGCCAGCUUCAACAACUACUUAGAUUCCUUUGGCACCAGCUGUGCAAACUCAAGCCACCCAGAUUCCUCCAGCUCCAGCUACUCUAGUGCCAGGACUUUGCCCAUUCUCAGCAGGACUUGUACCUUCUCAGCAGGACUUUGCAUAUGUGGAUUAUCAGCACCCAGUUGGGUUAGUGAUGAUGAGGAAUUCCAAGCCCUUUUGGUCCCACCACCAGAUCUCCAACACUUACAGCCAAUGUUGAUGGGUGAGAUCUCCAACUCCCAUGUGAUGCAUGCUGUUGUGAUAGGAUAUUCCCUCUUCCCUCCACAGGGCUGUGAUAUCCUCCCAGAUACCUUUCAUGUUGAUUGGGUAUGGCACCUCAUUGUAGAUAAUCCUUUGGCAUUCAUGCAUCAACACUCCUUGACUACAGACAGUGCACUUAUCAUUCACAUGAAAUUCAACAACCCAUUCAUCCUUCACAUCCUGGCAAAACUUAUAUGGAAUCACUACACCACCAACUACAUUAUGCUAUCAGUGCAGCCAGCAGCUUUACAGAGUGAUUGCUCCCCAGAUGGCAUUUCCAACAUUCAAGAAGACUAA
Molecule: messenger RNA, 768 nt
Organism: Suillus subaureus
Lineage: Eukaryota; Fungi; Basidiomycota; Agaricomycetes; Boletales; Suillaceae
Exons: 8
Coding region: 1-768 (255 amino acids)
Source: RefSeq, a predicted model, not a curated record